AUGGUGCAUAGACGCUACCGAGAUUUCUCUGUCAUAAACUUGUGCAUUAUAGCAGGUUUGGCUAAAUUAGAGCAAUGGUGCAUAGACGCUACCGAGUAUGCAGGUUCAGCAUUGCAUGAGUUGAGGCAUAUCCGGCAGACUGUUGAUUUUCUGCUCAUUCAUGCAAAGCCGAAAAAGACCGUAGAUGAUAUAACAAGCAAAAUCUGUCCGGUGCUAAGUGUACAGCAGCUAUACAGAAUCAGCACAAUGUACUGGGAUGACAAAUAUGGCACUCGGAGUGUUUCUUCAGAUGUUUUGGAAAAGCUAAGAAUCAUGUCGAAGUACUCGAACUAUGCCAUAAGCACCUGUUUCGUUUUGGAAGAUGACAGCAUCCCGUUUAAGGUGGAUGAUAUAUCAGAGUCAAUGCAACAUGUGGAUGUAAACGACAUUGAACCUUCUCAGUUGAUUCGGGAGAACCCAAGUUUCAGCUUCUUACUCACUCGUGAAGAAGGCAGGUCAUCAGUUCUGCCCUGA
This is a messenger RNA of Camelina sativa (false flax), 513 nucleotides long. The record is from RefSeq and is a predicted model, not a curated record. Lineage: Eukaryota; Viridiplantae; Streptophyta; Magnoliopsida; Brassicales; Brassicaceae.